UCCUACUACUCCUAGCUAUACUUGUCCUGCCCUGCAUCUGAACAGUAGCACAGUACGGCGCAGCAGCCACAACCGUGGAGCUGGGCAUUGACCGCUGGGCUAGCCCCUGUAGGUAAGGCUAGAGGUAGAUCGCGAUGGCUUUGCUGGGCAGGUGCGCGCUGCUAAUCUCCCUCCCCGCCGUGCUGCUGCUCUCCCUCGGCGGCCGCGCCUCCGGCAUGGGCCUGCCGCCGCCGCCGCCGAUGGUGAACUUCAGCAUCGGCGUGCAGGGCGUGGUGUGGUGCAAGUCGUGCCGCUACCCCGGCUACUUCCCGCCCAUGGACGCCUCCCCGCUCCCAGGGGCGGAAGUGUACCUGCGGUGCAAGCACGGGCGGCGGGCGCUGACGGUGCCGGGGCGGUCGGGACCCGGCGGCUACUUCCUGAUCCAGACGUCGCUGCAGAUGUCGUCGUUCACGAGCCAGCAGUGCCGGUUGUACGUGCCGAGCUCGCCGGAGCGCGCGUGCGGGGUGCCCGCCUACCCGUCCGGCCGCAACAAGGGGCUCCCGCUCAAGUUCCAGGAGUUCGUCAACCGCGGCAACGGCCUGCAGGGGAUGUACUCCGUCGGCAACCGCCUCUUCCGCCCAAAGUACCCCGGCAGGUGCUACUGACGAUGACCUGAUUCUGAUCCCGCGCGCAGGGCGUGGAGGCGUACGCGUGUGGCAGAAGGGCGCGUAGGGUUUUAUAUAGUUGCCUCGUGCGCGCUUCGGGUUAGGUUGGCUGCAGGGACGACGACUUGAAGAAUAAAUCUUCUGCUAGGUUGAUUGGCUCUUGCCUCUUGGAGAGGUGGGUUAGCGGGGUGAUUUUAAUUAAUGUGCUAGUACGUGUUGAUGAUUAGCUGCUUGUGUUAAAGAGUUAAACGUAGUUCUGUUUCUGAGCGACUGGAUUGCUGUAAACCUGUAAUAAGAUGCAUAGAGCACAUGUAGCUGUUGUUUCUGAUACUUGUUAAGCCUUCUCUGUUACUGCUAGCUACCUGCUUGCAUGGGUUAAAGAAUUCGGCACUAAUUCUGUUA
This is a messenger RNA of Panicum hallii, 1046 nucleotides long. RefSeq names its product non-classical arabinogalactan protein 31-like. NCBI's taxonomy places the organism in Eukaryota, Viridiplantae, Streptophyta, Magnoliopsida, Poales, Poaceae. Bases 135 to 644 code for a protein of 169 amino acids. The transcript has 2 exons. The record is from RefSeq and is a predicted model, not a curated record.